AGUUUCAGUUUGCAUAAAUAGCGGAGAGAAGACAGGGGGCAACAGAAGGGUCAAAGUGAGACAGGUGGCGUGUAAAAACACACAGGGUCGAACUUCUUUGGCUUUUCUCCGAAGACGCACAUCUGGCUGCGUAACGUCAGUUGUUGAGAGGUGUGUGUAUAUGUGUGUGUGCAGGUAAGCUAGCUGUGUGUGAAGAUGAGGCUGAGCGGCGUGCUAGUGUGCGUCUUCCUGCUUUGGGUUGAGGGGUCGUGGGGUGACACACCGGCCAACUGCACCUAUGAGGACCUGGUGGGGACCUGGGUGUUCCAGGUGUCCAAAGGAGGACGCGACAAGACCAUCAACUGCUCCGCUGAAGCGACGGGUGAGAGCACAGUGACUGUGACCUUGGAGAAACUGUCUGUAGCUACAGACGAGCUGGGGCACACCGGGUUCUUCACCAUCAUCUACAACCAGGGCUUCGAAGUGGUCAUUAAUGGCUACAAAUGGUUCGGCUUCUUCAAGUACUCUGAAGAUGGCUCUGUUGUGACCAGCUACUGUGACCAGACCCUGCCAGGGUGGGUCCAUGAUGUCCUGGGAAACAACUGGGCCUGUUUUGUAGGGAAGAAAGUGAAACCAGUACUACCACGAAAAGAUUACAAACCACUCUUCAGCAGCAGCAGCAGGUUGCUCCAGAGACCUUACAAACACAACCUGGACUUCAUUGAUGCCGUCAACUCAGUUCAGAGAUCCUGGAAGGCUGUGCACUACCCGGAGCAUGAGAUGUACACUCUGCAGCAGCUGCACUACCGAGCAGGGGGGCCCGCCUCCCGUAUCCCCAUGCGUGUUCGCCCUAUGCCCGUGAAAGCUGAUGUAGCCAAGAUGGCGGCAGCCCUACCGGAGCGUUGGGAUUGGAGGAACGUUGACGGUGUUAACUUCGUCAGCCCUGUGCGAAACCAAGCCUCAUGUGGUAGCUGCUACUCCUUUGCCACCAUGGGAAUGCUGGAAGCUCGUGUUCGAAUCCUCACCAACAACAGCCAGACUCCCAUCCUCAGCCCGCAGCAAGUGGUCUCCUGUUCUGAGUAUUCUCAAGGUUGUGAUGGUGGAUUUCCAUACCUGAUCGGGAAGUAUGCGCAGGAUUUCGGCCUUGUGGACGAGUCAUGCUUUCCAUAUAUUGGCAAGGACUCUCCGUGUGGCCUUCCACAAAACUGCGGCCGCAUCUACACGGCAGAAUACAAGUACGUCGGUGGAUUCUACGGCGGCUGCAGUGAGAUGGCCAUGAUGUUGGAACUGGUCAAGAAUGGACCCAUGGGAGUGGCCUUUGAGGUCUACCCUGACUUUAUGUACUACAAGGAGGGCAUCUACCACCACACAGGCCUCGCAGACAACUUCAAUCCCUUUGAGCUGACCAACCACGCUGUGCUGUUGGUGGGGUACGGCCGCUGCCACAUGACCGGACAGAAGUACUGGAUUGUCAAGAACAGCUGGGGCACCACCUGGGGCGAGGACGGCUACUUCCGAAUCCGCCGGGGAAGUGACGAGUGUGCCAUCGAGAGCAUCGCAGUCGCAGCCAACCCCAUCCCCAAACUGUAGAAGCUCAGGAUGGGAGGAACGGGUGUCUUGAUGAUGAGUCUCAAUAGUGCAACUUGGAUGUAUUCCUCAUGUAGCUUAAUUGUUUUCAAGCCAAAAUCUGUAGAUUUUCACAGCAGGUGACAUCUUGUCUGUUGUCCUCCAUAAUCCAUCUAGCAGAACAUUAAUUAGAUUUCCCCAGUUGAGGGUUACUCUGUUAAAGUUCAUUAUUCAGAGACUGUAGAUUUAGUGAAUGUUGGCAAAUAUCAUCCUAUGUUAAUUAUAAGCAGGAAAGGAACACAAAAGUCUGCCAGUCUGCCACGUUGCUGUAAUGUUUCCUGAUUUCAACAAUCACUGAUUAGCUGCCUAAUGAAUGAUUUCACUCAAGCUGUUACUGCCGAUAUAAACACGGAAUCACAAUGGAUUGAUACAUACUGUGACAAAUCAUGGUUUGUAGUUCUGAUUUUAACAUUUUAAAGGGAACUGACAACUAAAAGAGUUGGUGUUUGUGCAGGACCUUGAUUCUUUCUCUCAGGGAAGCACAGUGGAGAACUGUAAGAUCUUCUGUCCUGUGCAUCACACUGAAACAUGCCAUGUUUCCCUGUGGAGCAUUUUUAAAGGGAUUUCUUAAUCAAUUAAAUAAGGGAUCUAACUGAUUGUUCCUUGUGCCUUUUUUUUUUUUUU
This is a messenger RNA of Morone saxatilis (striped sea-bass), 2229 nucleotides long. RefSeq names its product cathepsin C (gene ctsc). The transcript has 8 exons. NCBI's taxonomy places the organism in Eukaryota, Metazoa, Chordata, Actinopteri, Moronidae. Gene Ontology annotation, molecular function: cysteine-type endopeptidase activity. Gene Ontology annotation, cellular component: lysosome. The coding region runs from base 196 to 1569 and encodes 457 amino acids. The record is from RefSeq and is a predicted model, not a curated record.